Jatropha curcas is the source of this 909-nucleotide messenger RNA. RefSeq lists its product as uncharacterized. NCBI's taxonomy places the organism in Eukaryota, Viridiplantae, Streptophyta, Magnoliopsida, Malpighiales, Euphorbiaceae. The record is from RefSeq and is a predicted model, not a curated record.
CUCUUCUUCACUUCUUCACUUCAUCAAUCGGAUGGGCAAAAAUAGAAACACGAAACCACCUGACAGUCAAAUUGGCCUGUUUAUAAAAAAAACAUUAAACUCUCAAAGCAAAGUUCAUGAUCAACAAAUCAAAAACCUUGCAACAGGAUCUUCAUUCCAAAGAGCUAAUUUCAAGAAAAAGAACCAGACUCUGCCAUGGGAAGGAACCGUCUGCAAAGUCCCGAAAAGAUAAAAGACAUACUUAUGAAAGCAUUAGAUGAUCUUGUUAGCGUCAACUCACUUUUCACAGCAGCUGUAUUUAUUGGCUUAUCGUUUGCAUCCCCAAACCAACGCAGCCUUGAAAUAAGCCGACCUGAAUGUGAUCCCAGUGUUAAGAUGGGGAAACGACUUGUCCUGUAUGAAGUCGUUUCGUUUUCUAGUUUCCUGCUUUCAAGUUUAGUAGCCAAAUCCCUCAGAGUUUAUCUAAGAAUUUUUUAUUCCGACACAAAGGCAGUAAACGGCAACAAUCCUGGAAAACCUGAUUUAAACGACAAGAAGAAAUAUAACCUGUUUCAUGCAGGUAGAGGAUUAAUGUUUGCAUUAUCAAUGUUAGCAUCUAUUGUUGGUGUCGUGUUUUUGACAAUUUCUAUGGCUUUGGUUGUUGAGAUAAAGAUUGGAAAGCUGUCUUGUGGGAUUCAUGAGACUCAAGCUGCAGUUAUUGCAUUAACAACCAUUGUGCCUUUUGCUUUGAUAAUUUAUAUACCUUCCUUGUCGGCUGCUCUACUCUAUUGUGUAAUAGAGCCAUAAAUAUGCAUGGCGCCUGUUUUUUUAAAGAUAAUUUGGGGUUUCAAUUCUUAAUUGUCUCUAUUAUGUACACUUUUCGAUUGCUUAGCUAUUAUUAAUGUUAAUAAUUUGGAUACUUUCGUCUUA